Molecule: messenger RNA, 1122 nt
Organism: Prorocentrum cordatum
Lineage: Eukaryota; Dinophyceae; Prorocentrales; Prorocentraceae
Source: the annotation of a GenBank genome assembly
AUGAAGAUAGCCAUCAUCGAGAACGAGUUUGGUGAGAUCUCCAUAGACGACGCCCUUCUGAAGAAGGAAAAAAAGUCCAUGGCUGAGAAGGUGCUCGUCAUGGAUAAUGGCUGCGUGUGCUGCACCAUCAGGGGUGACCUCGAGAAGGGGCUGAAAGAGAUCGUAGGUGACAUUGCGAAUGGUGGUGGUGUAGAUGCCGUCCUCAUUGAGACCACUGGCAUGGCUGAUCCGGUGCCCAUCGUGAGGACGUUCAUGCAGAGUGAGUCGAUCUCGGAUGAUCUUCGCUUGGAUGCCAUUGUGACUAUGGCAGAUACGAAAAAUCUCCAGACGCGCCUGGAUGACGACGUGGAGGAGGGCAAAGUGAACGAGGCCUACCAGCAGAUUGCCUUCGCCGACAAGAUCAUUCUCAACAAGCUGGACCUGAUCACCACGGAGGAGGCCAUCCAAUGCAAGGACAGAAUCCGGGGGAUCAACAAGUACGCGAAGGUCAUCGGCGCGGUGAAGGGAAGGAUCAAGCUGUCGGAGAUCUUGAACUGCCGUGCCCAUGACAUGAGCAACUUCGUGAACAUUGACAUAGAGAAGGAGGCCGAGGCCAACGUGGUCCUUGACGACGGCCACGGCGGAGGCCAGGACGACGGCCACGGUGGAGGCAGCGGGCACGGUGAUGGUCACCUAGCUGGCCAUAUGGACGUCGACAGUGGCCACGACGGCGGCGGCCAUGGGGGCCAUAUGGAGGUCGACGGUGGCCACGGCGGCGGCGGUCACGUUGCCACGAAAGGUCACGCCCAUAGCAGUGCCAACAAGAGCAGGCACGACAACCGCGUCAACUCUUUCGCAGUGGUGAGGGAGGGUGAGUGCGUACCUUCAAAGCUGAGCGACUGGAUGCGGAUGAUAGGCGCGCUGCCGCCUGAGAGGGGCCGCAUCUUCCGCAUCAAGGCCAUUUUGGCAGUGAAGGGCCAUCCCUACAAGCACAUUUUUCACGCGGUCAUGGACGUCAGCGACGAGGACGACGCGGAUAUGUGGCAGGAAGGAGAGAAAAGGAUCUGUAAGAUAGUGUUCAUUGGAAAGAGUUUGGACCAGCAAUUCCUGCAGAACGGUUUCGAGCAGAUUUUUGAGGCAUAG